GAAAAUCUUGAGAUGCACAUCUCAUAGUAUUAAUUUUUUUUUCAAUUUACCCUUUAUAAAGCGAUGUAAUUAGUGUUAAGAUUUAAUAUCAAACAUAAUAUAAAUGGCUCCUAGACAAUCCAAGACUGCCAAACGAAGUAAGAGUCAAAACAAGACUCGUUCUUCGGAAUCAGAAGUUUUUACUGAUUCCAAGGCAAGAAAUUUACUUGCAUCACAACCAACCUUAACUCCAAAGUCUAAAACUAAGAAAUUAUCAAAAUCAGCAAUUAAGAAGCAACAACAAAAGAUAAGGUUAUAUGGGUCUAAAAGUGGUAAGGAGUAUCGUGAAGAUCAAUUAGAAAUUCCAACUUUAAAUACGGCAAUUGUUCCUGGUGUAAAAGCUAAGAGAGGUAAAAAGGGAAAGAAAUUUGUAGAUGAUAAUGAUGCAUUAACAUUAAAUAGACUCGUCAAAAGUAUAAAUGAUAAAUACGAUCAAGUCAAUGAAAGUAAAUUAGAGAAAUCUAGAAGACUAGAAGAAAUAAGAGAAUUAAAGAGAAAAGAAUUAGAACGUAAAGAUCAACAAAAGAUAGAUAAAUUAGAAGGUAAGAAGGAUGAAUUAAGAAGUAAAGCUAAUUUAGCAAGAGCUAGUAGAAGAAAAAAUGCAAAGGCAAGAAGAGCUGAAGAGGAUUCUGUAACUAGUGAACCUUCUAAAAAGAAGAAGAAGGGUGUAUCAUUUGCUUGAUUAAUUAUAGAUUGAUACUCAUUUGCAUUUUAAAGCUUUAGGCAUUCAUUUUUGCAUGAUUCUGUAUAUUUAGAUUUUUACU
Scheffersomyces amazonensis is the source of this 803-nucleotide messenger RNA. RefSeq lists its product as uncharacterized. Gene Ontology annotation, cellular component: nucleolus; preribosome, large subunit precursor. The record is from RefSeq and is a predicted model, not a curated record. Gene Ontology annotation, biological process: ribosomal large subunit biogenesis; intracellular mRNA localization. Gene Ontology annotation, molecular function: mRNA binding. Bases 104 to 721 code for a protein of 205 amino acids. The transcript has a single exon. NCBI's taxonomy places the organism in Eukaryota, Fungi, Ascomycota, Pichiomycetes, Serinales, Debaryomycetaceae.